Aphanomyces invadans is the source of this 1263-nucleotide messenger RNA. RefSeq lists its product as hypothetical. NCBI's taxonomy places the organism in Eukaryota, Oomycota, Saprolegniomycetes, Saprolegniales, Verrucalvaceae. The transcript has 3 exons. The record is from RefSeq and is a predicted model, not a curated record. The coding region runs from base 1 to 1263 and encodes 420 amino acids.
AUGGAUCCUGUAGUCGAAGCAAGCGCGUUUAUUGCCCAUCGAUGGCACAAACCGACAGAGUCGAGGACGUCCACCGCCACAGCGUCGCUGCAAGGCGCCACCCACGUGUUAGAUUUCCACAAUUCCAAGAGAGACAAGCACAUGAAUCCCUACGACACUCGCGCGCUUCGAUCGCAUCCCAAGCCACCACAACGGUGCACAUCAUCCCCAAACGACGGUGACACGCUGUUUGCGUACCAGCCACUGUUUUGUGACGAAUUCAUGGAUGCCCAAGGAGUCUUGUUUUCAAUGUCCAAGACACCACGCGAGCGCUCACCCGUCGCAGCAGUCCCCAAGGCAUCGCGAAAGCGACCGCAGUCCGCCACAGUCAAGCGCGUAACGAGCCCACCCGUCGCCAUGAAAAAUGUCAUAAGUACUGCCCGGUUGCUGGAUGAACCGACCGACGACCCCGUUGCGACAAUGAUCUAUCGAAGCCCUGGCUUCAAGCAAAGGUCGUUGCAAGCACUCGAAGCAGAAACAUAUAGGCUGCUGGACCACACAAGAUCAGUUGUCGCAUGGGAGUCGGUCCGGGCGCCUUGCGGUCCUGCACUGUCGGUUGUGCGAAUGCGGAACGAUGGCAAUGACCGCGGAAUUUCGACCACGGGUCGCCAUCGGCCUUCGCUGCAGGAAGUCGACCGAGCAUGCCACUGCAUCUACAAGUUUGUGUGUCGGCAAUACCUACGCCGCAAACGCGAUCGGUUCGUGCGGGCGUUGCAAGCGAGCCACCCUGACGUCCGCGAAUUCUCGGACGGCGUCAUCGUUGCAUGCAGAAUGUUCUCUUGCACGAAACAAGCAAAACGUUCAUCUCAUAGAGCCCACAUGGCCGUCGAGUCGUCCUUGGAAGCUUGGCCCUCGAACCAAGCUUCAAAGCACUCAAACAAGCCAGCCAAGAAAGGCUGCGCCAGCGGUUGUUCGUCGUCGAAAUCCAACCCCCCCGAGACCAUGCACGGGAAAGACGACCAGAUCGACGCUGGGUCCAGCAAUAGAAUCCCUCCAAAGCGUCGAAAAGGGACCGAAACGACGUCGGCGCGCUGUACCCUGGCGAGAAGCGACCCACUCAGGAAGCUUCGAUGCCAUGUCGUCCGAGUCAAGGCUGCUAGGCGUGCAGAUGCCACAUCGACAAGUCAAUCCAGUCUGCACAGAACCUCCGUUCACCCGCAACAAACCCCCCACAAGCUCCAAUUUCCCAAAAUCCCAUUUUUCCCCACUUUCACCCACCUCUAA